AUGGAAGUUUCUGGUCGAAGGUCGUCAAAUGACAAAGACAAAAACUUAAGUUUAUCGAGAGGUUCAGCAGAUGACUUUGAGUUUUCAUGUCAGCCAUGCGCUGGUGAAGGACACUAUGUGGAAGCCGCGGGAUUCUGUCAAAAUUGUCAGGAGUAUUUAUGCAUAACCUGUUACAAAUAUCACUGUAAACCAACCCCGAGUAGACACCAUGUUCUUCUGGAUAAGCGUAACAUGCCUAAAGACAGGGCACCACCAUCGUCGGCUAAAUAUGGAUGUACUUUGACAUGUACAAAACAUGCUGCGGAAAUUAUAAAGUUUUUCUGUAAGCAGCAUGAUGCAGUUGGAUGCGGAGAUUGCAUGGUUCUGGAUCAUAAAUCGUGUAAUAUCGAUUACAUUCCCGAUAUUUCUAAGGAUUUUAUAGAUGGUGAGGAAUAUCAACAGCUCGUUACAAGGGCUAAGCAGCUUGAGAACAAUGCUAAAUCGCUGAAAAAAGAGGUUGAAGAAAAUGGUAAAGAAGUUAAUAGACUUUAUGCUAAAGCUGUAGGGGAUAUUCGAGCGUUUCGAAAACAAGCAGAUAAAUAUUUGGAAGAUAUGGAACGAAAACUACUGGAUCAAUGUGAAACACUGAAAAUGAAAACUGACACAAUGUUAAAGGCCGUUGAAAAUGAGUUACAACCGAUGAAACUCGAACUCGAAAACAUCCAUUCAAAGCUUUCUUCACAAGCGAAACAGUCCGGUGAUUUAUUUGUGCAAGCGAAACAAAUAAGUUUUCGCGUAAAGAACAUAGGAGAGGAACUGAGAGUUCUGGACGAGAAAAAUGAGCCCAGUAUGUGUACAUUCGAGAAAAACAAUAAAGUCCUAGAAUAUUUUAAAACGAAACAAGGUUCACUCGGUGAUCUUAGACCAAAACAAAUAAGAAAUCGACAUCAAAUCAUGUCUCCAAGGCGUCUCCAAGAUUUAACACCAACUCUUAUUGGAGAAGUCAGUGUAAAAUCUUCUACUGAUAGUAUUGGUUGUCGGAUCACAGGAAUGGUAGCUGUAGCUCCUGAUACACUUGUGUGCACUGAUUAUCACAAUUACUCGGUUAAGCUGAUUGAUAUCAAAUCUGAUAAAAUUACUUCUGAGCUCAAACUUACAGCUGGACCUUUUGAUAUAACAUACGUUUCAGACGAUCAGCUAGCAGUUACUGUGACAAAUGAGAGAAAGAUAUAUCUCUUGUCCUUUAGAAAUGGACUGUCAAAGACUCGCGACUUUGUUGUAAAUGGAAGAUGUUUUGGAAUAGCCUACAGCAAUGACAGGCUUGUUGUAUCUUAUAUCAGACCUCAAAAAGUGGAGAUUCUGAGUCUUGAUUGGGAAGUUAUACAGAGGAUUGAUACUGACAGCAGUGGGAAGGCUUUAUUUUGCAUUCCGAAGUACGUAGCUGUAGACCGUGAUUGUAACAGUAUUUUCGUUUCUAAUUUCAUGGAUCAUUCAGUGACUAAGCUCACUACAUCCGGAAAGGUACUCGAUAUAUACAAAGAUUCAAACCUCUCAUACCCGACAGGAAUUGCCGUUUACAGCGACGGGUCAGUGCUAGUUUGCAACUCAGGAAAGGACAAUUUACAUCUGCUGUCACCAGAAAACAAGAAAAUAAAGACUGUAGUGAACAAGACAGAGGCGCCCCAGGCCUUGUGCUUUAAUAGAGAAUCAGACUCACUUUUUCUGAGUUACCACGGAUCAAAAUGUAACACAAUUCUCAAGUACAAACUUACUUAA
Molecule: messenger RNA, 1755 nt
Organism: Mercenaria mercenaria
Lineage: Eukaryota; Metazoa; Mollusca; Bivalvia; Venerida; Veneridae
Exons: 1
Coding region: 1-1755 (584 amino acids)
Biological process (GO): positive regulation of DNA-templated transcription
Cellular component (GO): chromatin; nucleoplasm
Molecular function (GO): ubiquitin-protein transferase activity; zinc ion binding
Source: RefSeq, a predicted model, not a curated record